This is a messenger RNA of Hypanus sabinus (Atlantic stingray), 543 nucleotides long. RefSeq names its product tubulin alpha chain-like. The transcript is spliced from 3 exons. Gene Ontology annotation, biological process: mitotic cell cycle; microtubule cytoskeleton organization. Lineage: Eukaryota; Metazoa; Chordata; Chondrichthyes; Myliobatiformes; Dasyatidae. Gene Ontology annotation, cellular component: cytoplasm; microtubule. Gene Ontology annotation, molecular function: GTP binding; structural constituent of cytoskeleton. The record is from RefSeq and is a predicted model, not a curated record.
AUGCAAGUUUGUCUCCCUCAGGUGGGCAUCAACUGUUAGCCCCCUAUCGUGGUUCUCGGCGGCGACCCUGCCAAGGUGCAGCGCGCCGUCUGCAUGCUGAGCAACACCACCGCCAUCUCCAUGGCCUGGGCCCGGCUGAACGUCAGGUUCGACAAGAUGUACGCCAAGCGGGCCUUCGUCCACUGGUACAUGGGCGAGGGUCUGGAGGAGGGGAAGUUCCAGGACGCGCGGGAGGACACGGCCUCGCUGGCGAAGAAUUACCAAAAAGUGGCGGUGGACUCCGCCGAACUCGACAGGAAAAGGGGAAGAGAAAAGUUCCUCCAGGUCAACGCCUUUGACCACAGUUCCAUCGGGCGGUGGUCGCCACUUAAUGUCCCACAGGCGCUGCAGAAGAAGGACGAGAUGGACUCAGCCCACACGGAGAUGACCGUGGCUGAGUGCUGCCGGCUGGAACGUUCUCGCCUGCAGGAGUACGUGCUGAGCAGUGCACUCAAAGUUGCUACAGCCACUGCAAAGGCCCGGUGGGGAAGAACAACAGUUUAA